AUGAGUGACGCUGGAAUGCCUUUAGAAACCUCCUCUAAGAGUAGAGGUGCUAAUGUGAGUGGUAGAACCUGGAAGGUUGCCAAGCAACCAAUGAGAGCUAAAAGUAAAGUAGUUAAGAACAAGAGAUUGACCUCUUGGGAACUAAAAGAGCAAAAAAGAUUAGAAGACAAGCAGUUUAAGGAGAGGGUAAAGGCUCUAAAGGAUGAGAAAGCCGAAGAGAAGCAAAAGAGAAACCAAGCAUUGAAGGAGAGAAGAGAGAAGAAGGAAGAAGAGGAAAGAUACGAGAAAAUGGCCGUUAAGAUGCAUGCAAAGAAGGUUGAAAGAAUGAGGAGAAGGGAGAAAAGAAAUAAGAUGUUAAAGGAACGUUAG
Messenger RNA from Maudiozyma saulgeensis, 369 nucleotides. The record is from the annotation of a GenBank genome assembly. NCBI's taxonomy places the organism in Eukaryota, Fungi, Ascomycota, Saccharomycetes, Saccharomycetales, Saccharomycetaceae.